This is a messenger RNA of Solanum dulcamara, 2812 nucleotides long. RefSeq lists its product as uncharacterized. The coding region runs from base 134 to 2722 and encodes 862 amino acids. Gene Ontology annotation, cellular component: CCR4-NOT complex. Gene Ontology annotation, molecular function: RNA binding; ubiquitin-protein transferase activity. The transcript is spliced from 12 exons. Gene Ontology annotation, biological process: protein ubiquitination. NCBI's taxonomy places the organism in Eukaryota, Viridiplantae, Streptophyta, Magnoliopsida, Solanales, Solanaceae. The record is from RefSeq and is a predicted model, not a curated record.
AACUUAUUUUCUAAAAAUAUUUCUCUCACUAGCCGAAACUUCUUUUUUAAUCUAAAAACCCUAAUCUCCAUUGAAAUUUUUUCAUUCCUUUUUCUUCAAACGACCUGCAUUUGCUUUGCAUUUGGCGCCAAAAAUGACAAUGAUGAGCAACGAAGAGGAGAAAAGGUGUCCUCUUUGUGCCGAAGAAAUGGACUGGACUGAUCAGCAAUUUAAGCCUUGCAAAUGCGGUUAUCAGGUGUGUGUUUGGUGUUGGCAUCACAUAAUGGACAUAGCCGAGAAAGAUGUGUCUGAGGGACGAUGUCCUGCAUGUCGAACCAAAUAUGAAAAGGAUAAAGUUGUAGCAAUGCAAGCAAAUUUUGAAAGGGCAGGGAACACCAAUGUGAAUCGGAAAAGUAAACCACCAAAGGCAAAGCCAAAAGCUAAUGAAGUCAGGAAGGAUCUUGCAAAUGUUCGGGUCAUUCAACGUAAAAUGGCAUAUGUGACUGGGCUGCCUCUUGGUAUUGCGGAUGAAGAUCUCUUACAACGGAAGGAAUAUUUUGGGCAAUAUGGGAAAAUUUCUAAAGUUUCUCUAUCUAGGACUGCCGGUGGUUCAAUCCAGCUAUUUACCAAUGAUACUUGUAGUGUAUAUAUUACAUAUUCUAAAGAGGAAGAGGCCAUACAGUGUAUUCAAUCUGUACAUGGUUUUGUCCUGGAAGGAAUGUAUUUGAGAGCAUCGUUUGGGACUGCAAAAUAUUGUCAUGCUUGGUUGAGAAACACGCCUUGCAAUAAUCCUUCUUGUCUAUAUUUGCAUAGCCUUGGCGCUGAUGAAGAUAGUUUUGGUAAAGAUGAGGUAGCUGCAAUUCAUACAAGGAGUAGAGUCCAACAAAUUGUUGGUGCCUCUAGUAGCGCAAUGAAGCGCUCAGGAAAUGUCUUGCCACCUCCAAUUAAUGAAUUAUCCUGUUCUAGCUUUACUUCUAUGGAGAGUUCUACCAUUCAAAAUGCAGGUGCAGCCAGUGAUAUAGUGAAUCACAAUAGCUAUAUGGCUCGUGUCAUCCCUUAUAGUGAUAAAGAUGAAGAUGCUGGUGACACCAAUAGAAUGUCAACUUCUGUAGAUGUUGGACUGUGUAAUAGUUCUGGUGCAGAGAAAGAUGGAAAUUACAGUGAGGACAGUAACAUUUUGGAUUUGUGUUCCAAUAGAUCUCCCGUAACAAUUAACAAAGAUAAUCAUGCUCAAGAGCCAUAUUCUGAUACAUUGCUUUCUGAAGUUCCAUCUUCUAACCACCUUGUCAAUCAUCUGCCAAGGGAUCAAAAUUCUAUAGAAAUUUCAGAUGAACCAUUCAGAGAAGACUCUAUAUCUUUUGAUGGUCAACCAUCGAAGGAUUCAAAUAGUAUUAGUCAAAGGGCAUUCCUUAUGUCCUCUCAUUCUGCUAAAUGCACAGGGGAUUCUGGUGGUCAUUCGCUAAUGCAUAGGAGGACAUGUAGUCUGAGUAAUAAUGGCACGGAGCAUAGAUCUUUACAUAAUGAAGCGGAAGAAGCUUCUCCACCACUUUCAUGUAAAAAUUCGACACUAAUUGAUGGAUUACAUGAUUUGAAAUUUCAAAGUUCUGUCAAAUCUGAUACUAUUUAUAGAGGUUCUAACUCAUUCUCCAAUGAAGAAAUAGUAGAGCACCUGCGAAGGACUGAAAAUGAUUGUUUGAAUAAUUAUGAUGAAAGUUCUGCAUUCAGUCCUGUGAAGAACAGUAUAAUUUCGAACAUUUUAGCUAUGGACUUUGGUUCACGUGAUGAUUCCCUGACCUUGCGUCACAGUUUAACUGGCUUGUGUAAUGAAUCUAAUGGGCAGCAUGAUUCCUGGAAAUUCUUACACAGUGGUCAAGGGUUGUCAUUUAUGAAGCAAGAUGGAUCUUCAAGUCAAAGGGCUGAUUUGAGUUCUUCUUCUAGUAAUAUCAGUCUGAUAUCAAAUCAGUCAUCCAUCCUUCAUGACUUCCGAGAAAAUAAAGAGCAGCAUAUGCUUGAUUCUCAGUAUCAGAUCUCGAGACCAAAAGGUAUGGCACCACCCAGGUUCUCAAUAUCCUCUAGGGACCUGCCUCCUGGUUUUCCAUUGUCUGAUGAAAUUGGUGGAUUCCCCCGUACUCUCUCUGGAAGUCAAUUAGUAAAUAGUUCAUCAAGUUUGAAUCACCACCCUCCAUCAAUUAGAAGCUUUAGCAGUGCAGGUGACACUGAUUUUGUUGACCCUGCCAUAUUCAGCUGUGGUAAAGGCAAGCCAACAAAUGGUUUCAGUAUCUCAGGUCCGGAAAUUGGGUCACAGAGGAGAGCUUUGGAAGAUGAGGCAAGACUCUGGCUUCUGAUGCAACAAAAAUAUGCUGAUCAAGAUGGGAAAUUCUCUCAUGUUCGUGCUUCACAAACUCCAUCUGCAUAUCAGGACCAGAGGUUUCAUGGUGCAGAUGAAUAUGCUGGCACGAACAAUGUAUAUGGAUUUUCACCUAGGCUGGUGGAUCAAGGCCAAAGCUUAGAUCAAUCUUUGUACACACAUUUCUCCCAGCUGAAGUUUGCUAAUGGCCCCAUUUCUAACGGCUAUCAGCAUGACGUCUUGGGAAAUUUCCAAUGUAGGAAUGAGGUGGACGGGAUGGCAGAUCUUCAGAGAAAUGAGAAAUUAGGUUUCAACAAAUACUAUACUGGGUAUGGAAAUCAAACAUUCCAGGGGUCCGGGUCAGGUGAUGUAUUUGCCAGGGUGUUUGGGAUGUAAAUUCUCAUUUCUCUGAAAAAUGAAACUGUCAUAGUUACUUUAUUGCUAUGUAGUGUGAGGAAAUUAUAAAUAUGUUACUAUUUAAUACUA